Molecule: messenger RNA, 4689 nt
Organism: Pipra filicauda (Wire-tailed manakin)
Lineage: Eukaryota; Metazoa; Chordata; Aves; Passeriformes; Pipridae
Gene: SWT1
Product: SWT1 RNA endoribonuclease homolog
Exons: 19
Coding region: 141-2768 (875 amino acids)
Cellular component (GO): nucleus
Source: RefSeq, a predicted model, not a curated record
CUCGGGGGGACCCGCGCCCGGCAGGACGGGGGCGGUUGGGGCAGGGACGGACCCUCGCCCGGCACAGCCACAGCCACCGCCUCCGCCCCGCCGGCCACACGGAGCCGCCGCGGGAGGAGCGUCCGAGCCGGGAUUUGAAGAUGUCUAAAAAGAAACUGAAGAAAUUAACUGAAAAGGAAGACUCUUUGGAUGGCCGGGAUGACAAAACCUCUGAGGACACAAGAUCUUAUAAGCACACUGUGAAAGGAGAGACAGAACUCCAGAGAUCCAAACCAGAGAAAGAUGGGCAAGAGAAGAAGCGACACCGAGGUUCUAGUGUUUCUCAUGAUGCUGAUGAAAGAUCCCAAGGAAGAUCUCCAAAUAGAAGCAAAACCCCAGACAAUUCUUCAGUUAGACCUGAAAAGCAAAAGAAAGUCAUUAUCCAAUUUAAACCCAAAGAAAUUAAACACGGAAAAAGCACCCGCACUCCUGACGCCGUGACCGCGAGCAAGGAACGAAGUCGCUUGGAGGGAACAGAGAAAAGGCUCUGGUACACCUUUGAACUUCAGAGGGAGAAGGCCCUGAAGAAAAAGAGAGAGAAAGCUGAACUCUGCAAGCUCAAGUUAAAAGCAGAACAAGCCAUGAUAGAGAAGUUUAAGUCAUCUGUGUCCGAUGUGCCACGGAAAAGGGCGGACGGCUUGAAGAAGUGCAGUGAAGGUGGCAGAAUUCCAAAGAAGCCACCCGGCACCUCUGUGAGACCUGUCACUAAGGAGUCGGAUGUACUAUCUGGCCUUUGGGAAGAGGAGGAGGAAGAAGAAUAUAAGGAGUUUCCUGUGAAAAAGAGGCACGUGAGUAAACACAGAGCAACAGGCCCUUCAGCCGAGACACCGCCACGAUGGGACUCCCGUAAGCGCAGAAAGCACGAUGCUGGUUCUCCUGAACCUUCUGGACCUUCAGGGACUGAAGAAAGGGACUUUGAAGCCACAGAAGUAUGUUUUAAGCAGAAUUUGGAGAGCCUGAGCACAUCUGAGUCCUACCAGGAAGGUGAGGUCAGGAAGCCUGUGCCUGUCCAACAGAACUCUGAAGACUUUCCAGCCCUUCAAGACAGUCAGAACCCAGAAGCAGACCAAGAGAUGCAGAUAGCUGAAGACUUGCACGUUGCCCGUGUGGAGAAGAGGAUGGCACUGUCUGUAGUCCAGGCUUGUGGAGAGCUCACAAGCAUGGACAUUGAUCUUCCAGAACAGGAUUUAAACGUUUCUGCUGAGGCUUUUACUUCUGGUCUGAACAUUCUGGUGGUGAUUGACACAAACAUCAUGAUUAGUCACCUUGAGUUUGUCAGAUCCCUGAAGUCUGAGGAUAUACCAGGUGUUGACAGACUUGCUUUAAUAAUUCCCUGGGUCGUCCUACAAGAGCUGGACAACUUGAAGAAGGGGAAGAUGUUGCAGCAUGUCCGGGACAAAGCUAUCCCUGCAGUCCAGUUCAUCUACAAGUGUCUCAAAAACCAGGACUCCAGGCUGUGGGGACAGUCCAUGCAGCUGGCUUCUCAAAAAAUAUACGGGCUGAGUGAUGAGAACAACGACGACCGUGUCCUGCAGUGCUGCCUCCAGUACCAGAGCCUCUUCCCUCAGGCUGUUGUCAUUCUCUGCACGGAUGAUAAAAAUUUGUGUAAUAAAGCCAUUGUGAGUGAGGUCAAGGCAUUCUGCAAAGCUGAUUUGGUCACUGCUCUGCAGAAUGUGAACGUGAACAGGCCCCAGAGCUGUGGGGAACAGCAGCCAAAACGUGAUACAGAAUUUGAGAAGACACAAGGAGGUGAUGCUGGGUUCACUGCUCAGUUCCCAAAUGUGCUUCCAGACCUUGAGAAGAACUUAGGAGAAGCUUUGUCUUGUAUUUUGGAGACUGAAAUGAAACUUGCAUUCGGAAACCUGUGGAUGGAGAUCCUGUAUCUGAAGCCACCAUGGACAUUAGUAAACCUGCUGAAGUGUUAUAAAAAGCACUGGAUGGCUGUUUUUGGUUAUGUGGUGCCAAGGAGUUUACUUUCAACUGUUGAGUGUCUCUCUAAACACCUUUGUACAGAUAAACCAUUUGACUCCUCAACAGUGCGUGUCUUGCUCCAGGAAUCCAAAAAAUUACUCCAUGCUUUCAGCUCAAGGUCGGACUACAACGGUGUCCUGCCCCAGGCUUACACUGCACUGACCAAACUGUGGGAGAGGCUGGCAGAGGUGAGGGCAGACAGUGAGCAGCAUUUAUCAGAAGACAUCAUGGUUCUUUCAGAAAAUGCUGAAAAAAUGGAAGCCACGACACCCAAUCUGCCAAACCCUGAAGAAAAAGUGUUACAUCCAAGCUUUCAUGUGGCUCAGGAAAGCAGGCACCAGGAAAUCUGGUCGGUCCUUGAGGGUGUUUGGAACACAAUGAACCUCUACAGUAUUGAAAUAUUCCAGAAGUUGGACCCCAGUGCAGGGACUAUGGCUGCAAAGUCUUCAUUUGAGGAAGCUUUUUUAGGCCUGCAGAAGCUGUUGGCAGCUGUGAAGGAUAUCCAGGAAGGAAUUAGUAGAAUUUUGAGCCCCACAAGCAGUUUCCAAGAUAUUUGGACCCUCUAUAACUUCCUCAGAAGACACGAGGUGAAUAACAGUCUGAAAUUCACUGCUGAGGAGCUUUAUGGGUGUGUUUCCCAGGAGUUGUACAGGGAAAGGCUGGAAGUUGGUUGCUGCCAGCUGGCACAGCUGGAGCAGACCCUGGAGCAGUGCCAGGUGUCGGCACACAGGGAGGCCGAGAGCAGGGGCUGGCUGUGACUCCCCGGGCUGGGACAUCCCCGGGCUGGGACAUCCCUGGGCUGGGACAUCCCAGGGUUGUGACCCGGAGCCGGGGGGCUCAGCCCUGCCUUGGCCUGGCCCAGGUGAACCCUGACUCCCCAGGGGAGGAGAGGGAGGUGCUGGAGGAGCCAAAAACCUGCCUUCUUUGUUCUCUACGGUGCUGGUUUGUGUUGGGAGUUGAAGGAAAAGAACCUGGUUACCUGUGGACAUUAAAUGUCGAAUUUCUGCUGAAAUGGAAUGCUCUGUCUCAAAGGAGGGUCCCGGCUGGAUAUCCAUGGAUACCCAGGAAAACCACGGCUUCGGGGCCGGGCUGCUCUGAGUGCUGUUAAUGAGCCCAUAGGAAAACGCUCUGUUUGUUUUGCUGGUACUUUAGAAGUGACAGGGGAGAUAAAAGAGUCUGUUGUGUCCCUUGGGGGGCUCUGGAGGAUGGAAAGGGGCCGAGGACAAGGCUGGGAAUGAAGGACUGAGGAGGGACAACGGGGACAGAUGGAUGCUCAUUGUUUUUAAAGAACCCCCUCCCUGCUGCAGGUGUGUUUGUCCUGGAGCCCUUCACAGAGGAAAGGGAUGUUUUUCCUUUGUUAAAAUGCCUGCUUAACCUUCAUACAGUGGAAACCUGCUGGCAGUGCUCUUUGGGAAACUCCUCAUCCUUCUCUUGCCACCUCCUCCUGCCAAGGUGGGACUGGUCACCCUGCUCUGCAGGUGCCCUCUCUCACUGCACUGCUGGUUGCUUUCCAGAACUGCUUUAAGCCCGUGAAACUUUCCAAAAGCCAUUUUCCAAGGCCUUUCUAACGCUACCUCUUCUGUGUGUGCAUUUGUACAGAGACGAGAGACAACUGGCAAAGUUCUAAAGGGUCUAUUUUGAUAUUAACUUCUGGAUGUAUUUGUAAAACCUCGAUUGUACAGAUGUAAUUUAUUGUUAAAAUAAACGGUGGUUAAUUCUUGAGUGGCUCUGCCUUGGAAGCAGGAGAUCUCCCAGUCCCACACAAGGGCUGUUGCUCAGCCCUGUGCCCUCCAGCAGCACGAGGGACACUUCACCCCCUCCAUUCUACUCCAGGGCUGUCAGUUAAACACCCCCUUCCUUGCUCCUGGACCUGCACCCAUCCAAAGGGUCGUUUUUAGAAUCCCACAGUUCUGUUUGCAAAGAAAAGGACACAGAGAGCUCAGGGCACGCCUGUGGUGCGAGGGUUUCCCAAAAGGUACCUUUAAUGUGUUUGCAGCAGCAGCAAGCAGUCAGUGCUAGUUUGGCACCCAGUUAGGUGUGCAGCACUACACAUUAGACACCAAGUCAUCCCAACCCAACAGCUGAUCCAGAGGAACAGAGAGAGUGAACGAAAACAGGACUAUGAGCACAUAGGAAAUCAAGUUAUUUGUGUUCUAUCACACUUCCAGCUCGGAAUAUUAGAAAAAUAAACUUAAGACAGUUACUACAACACAUUUUCAGUGCCAGCUGGCAAGAGUUGAAAACCCACCCAUGAGAACCCCCCUCCCCGAGCUGAGGACAAAGAUCAGCUCACCCAGAGUAACAAAGGGCUGUACAGAAAGCGCUCUGCGUCCCCAAAACACCCAGAGCCAAAGGAAUUCUCCCCCCCAGGAAGUCUCAGCUGUGGUGUCUCAGAAAGCCUGUGCAGCUCUAAGGUAGGUGGUGCAGACUAACUUACACUAUUGCAGCAGAGGCAAAGCUCCCACACGGGUGAGUCCACUGUCCCACUCGCUCUCUAUGAACUCCAAGGUUGUCUCUUUGUUCCAAUAACCAUUGAUCUGCCAUGUGCAUUUCAACAGACAAAAUACUCUGCUGAGUAUAUAAAAACUGUUAUAAAAAGGCAAUUGUAAAAGAUAAGGUAUUAGCAGAGGCAUGUCAGCUUUUUUUUAAUAAAAAAAAUAGCCAUUAUAUCUAUUUAAA